Fulvia fulva is the source of this 594-nucleotide messenger RNA. Its product is annotated as rRNA-processing protein FCF1. Lineage: Eukaryota; Fungi; Ascomycota; Dothideomycetes; Mycosphaerellales; Mycosphaerellaceae. The transcript has 5 exons. Bases 1 to 594 code for a protein of 197 amino acids. Gene Ontology annotation, cellular component: nucleolus; small-subunit processome. The record is from RefSeq and is a predicted model, not a curated record.
AUGGGUGUGCAGAAGAAGACGCGCAAAUUCGCGACCGUCAAGCGAGUCAUCGGACAGCGCGAUGCUCGACUCAAGAAGAAUGUCCUCAAGAACGAGGCCGAAGACAACAAGGCCAAGAAGACCACCGAUGGCGAACUCAUAAGGGAAAUACCCCAAGUGCCUAGCAGCAUGUUCUUCCAGGCCAACACCGCCCUCCAAGCGCCCUACUCGGUCCUGGUCGAUACCAAUUUUCUCUCACACACCGUCCACCACAAACUACCUCUCCUACCCACUCUGAUGGAUACCCUGUACGCGACAUGCACACCCAUCAUCACGAGCUGUGUCAUGGCCGAACUUGAAAAGCUGGGACCAAAGUACCGCAUCGCUCUGCAAAUCGCGCGGGAUGAAAGAUGGGAAAGAUUGCCAUGCGAUCACAAAGGGACAUACGCAGAUGACUGCAUCGUCGAUCGCGUGAUGAAACAGAGGGUGUAUCUGGUUGCGACCAAUGACAGGGACCUGAAGAGACGGAUCAGAAAGAUUCCAGGUGUCCCGAUUAUCAGCGUCGCAAGAGGAAAGUACGUGAUCGAACGAUUGCCUGAUGCGCCGGAGAAAUGA